This is a messenger RNA of Mobula hypostoma (lesser devil ray), 6033 nucleotides long. RefSeq names its product ubiquitin thioesterase otulin-like. The transcript is spliced from 8 exons. Bases 488 to 1666 code for a protein of 392 amino acids. The record is from RefSeq and is a predicted model, not a curated record. Lineage: Eukaryota; Metazoa; Chordata; Chondrichthyes; Myliobatiformes; Myliobatidae.
UUUGAAGUGUUACUGAAUGUUUCGUGUCGUAAUUUUUAUAACUUAGGCUGGCUUCCAUGAGUACCUGUCUGACUUGGAUGUCUGGUUGAAUAUUUUACUGUGUCUGUAAAUAAAUGGUUAAUGUGCUUAUUAUUAAUCAGUGUCUUCUGUUUCACUUGCCAAACCCUGAACCCGCUUCCUGCUUCCUCAUAACACCAAAGUGGCAGGCUAAAGUUGUCUCUAACCACUGGAUCAGACGAAAACUCUGUUGUACAAGAACGUCCAUCCAUGAGUUUCUGAUGUCCUUAAUGGAUUUUAAAAAACAUGUGACUCUUCAGACUUCACUUUGUAGAUCAUUGGGUUUAUUUGCUUUUCUGACAAUUGCUAUUGAAGUGGGAGGUUGAUAAUAGAAGAAAAUAGCUCACAGGCAUUCAGGAUACAUUAAUUCUUCCGGAUAUAUUACAGCAAUCCCUGAUCUAAUCUGCACACAAGGUGACGGCCGUUGGGAAUGGAAUACAUUGUGCAGUUUCUGAACUGGAUCUAUGCUGGUAUUGAAGCAGUAUUUUGUGUCGCAGAUUAUAUGUUGUUUUAUUUUGCUCUAAUGUCCACUACUGGAUUGGUUGUAAGUUAUAUUUAUAUAAAACUCUUGACCAAUGACAGAUUAACAUUUGAGGAAGACACCACGUCUAACAGAAGUCUCUUUGGCAAAGAACAAACAAUGGAAAUAAAGGAACAAGUCACCGCUGACACAUGGACUGAAAGCACCAGUAAAAUGCUACAAAGUGGGGAUGACCAGAAUGUUUCCAGGAACUCAGUUGUUCUGCUGCAGCACAAUAAUCAAAUAGAUGAACUUGGAUCUUUAGUUGAAUGUAACAGCAGUGAAGAUCUUUCUUUAAUGAAUGCUGAAAAACCAAUGGAUCUCCUUGAUAUCUACACCAGUAUGACAGACAGUGUCAUGCCCAGUGAUGCAAACACCGCAAUGCAAUUGGCCAGAAAUGAGGAAGAAGAUCUGUACUGCAGCAUAGAUGAAAUUAAAGAAAGACAUCAGAGUAAUUCAGAUUCAGACGGUGGGCUCAGAGCUGACUUUAUAUUACAUCAAGUUCAACAAAAUGUGACAGAAAUGGAGAUUGAAACUGCCAUAAAUCUGAAGAAUGAUACUUACCAUCAAUUGAGAAAGUUCGUGUGUCAGGCACUGGUCAAGGGCAAGCAUCUUCCUCCUUGGAUAAUGAACGAGGAGGCUUCACAGAUUCCCAGAAAAAUAUCCCAGGAAGGCUACAGAUGGAUAAACCAGUGGUCUUUGAAACAAAAACAUUGUGGAAAUUCCAUUGAACAACUGGGGAUUUGCUUGGAAACACUUCGGAAGGAGUGGGCAUUUAUACGUUCCAUGCAAAGCGAGGCUGGAAGAACAAAUGCAUGUAGAGACCUGAUUCAGGAUCAAGUGACUGAGCAAAAGAUUUAUGAAGCCAUAAAGUUUCUAAUGCUAUACAAAGCUAUUCAUCUUCAUAAUGCUAUGGAAAAUGGAAGAAAUGUUCCUGAAUUUUGUAAACAUUUGUUUGCAAGGAGUACAUCACUUUACCCAUACUAUCUAAUGAUAAACCACCUAAAUUUAAUUGGUCACAGCAGAGAUUUUGAAGAGAUUGAGACAGAGCUUCUGAAGUACACUUUGGAAAUUGAAAUAAAUAUCUGACGGCAUUAUCCUGGAGUACCUGGGUCACUGGUAUUCUCGAGUCCCAAAAAUUGUCAUCACGUACCACUGAAUAAAAUCAAAAUGGAACAGCUUACUUUCAGUACGUACCAAGAAAGGGACAGCUGAUAUUCUUGCAACUAAUGGAUUCUUUUCAAAUCUGCUCAUCUGGAUCUAUCUAAUCCAACUUUAAAAAGAAAAGUAGUUUUAAAAACACCAAAGGGCCUUGAAUCGCUGAAGUGCAAGUAUAAGGAAGAAGAAUCUCAUUAGUUCAAGCUCUCCUGCAUCCCAUCAUGGAGUUUGUAGAAAUAACAUUUCUCAAAAAUGUGAUAAGAACAGGGAAAAAAAAAAUCAUGAAUAGACAGUUUCUAUAACAGAACAAUGACUAAAACAUUCUCACAAUAAUGAAUGUUUAUAAAUAUUGGAACAAAUAAGUUUGGUCAAAGACAGUGUCUUCAAACAGUGCCUUAAAGGAGAAUGCAAUUUAGGAAGUAAUUUCACAUUUUAGACCUGGCAGCGAAAGGCAUGGCAAGAACGAUUAAAUUCAGGGAUGAUCAGAGCAGAUAGAUGCUUGGGGGAAGAUUAUAGGAAUGGAGAAGACUGAAGUAAUUUGAAAACAAGAAUGGAGAAUGGGGAAUUUCUUAAGCAGGAAAUAGCUGAAGUUGACAAGAACAGAGGUGAUAAUUGAAGUUUGGACACGAACAAUUUUGGAUGGUGUUGAGUUUGCAAAGAACGAUACAAAUCUAGAGGACACUGGGAGAGUCAGGUGUGGAGAUAAAGGCACAGAAGUGGCAGAUCAUCUGAAGCAGCUGCAAAGUCUGGUAAAUCUUAGAGAUUAAAAGGUAUCAAAGUGAUGGUAUAUUUAUGUGGUCUAAAGAUCAACUGGGGAUCAUGUAUGACAUUAAGAUGACCAAAACUAUUGCUCAAAUAGCUUCCUAUUCAAUUCAUGAUGCUUCAGAAUAUUAAGAAAACAAUCAUGUGCUAUAAGGAGAGGUUGGACGUACUUGGGUUUUCUCUGGAGUGGUGGGGACUGAGGGGGAGAUCUGAGAGAGGUUUAUAAGAGUACACAGUAUCUUUUCCCAAGGGUUGAAAUGUCUUAAUAUCAAAGAGCAUGCCUUUAAUCUGAGAAGUGGUAAUUUCAAAGGAGAUGUGAGGGGGAGUGUUUUUUUUCUUAAAUACACACACACACACACACACACACACACACACACACACACACACACACGCACGAGUGGUGGGUGCCUGGAAUACUCUGCUUAGAGUGGUUUACAGGCAAAAAUACUAGAGACUUUUAAGAUGCCUUUAGAUAGGCACAUGAAUGUGGGGAAAAUGGAAGUAUACACACAUUGUGUUGGCAGAAGAGAUUAGUUACCCAUUUGAUUACUCGUUUAAUUGUUUUGGCACAACACCGUGGUCCAAAUGGCCAGUUUCUGUGCUGUACUGUUCUAAGUUCUAACACUUCAGUUAUCUCAUUAUAGGUGCAUAUAAUAGCCUGUAUUGUCAAUGUGUCAGUAUUUGUUGCAUCUAGAGAUGUCUCACCAUGCUGUAGACUUCUCAAAACAAGCUGCUGAGAAAUUCAGUUUGGCUGACUGGGAAUGCACAGUUUUCUGAUGAAAACACACUGCAUUUACCAAAGUCCAAAUAAAUUGUGACCAGACAAUCUGUAAUUAAAUCACAUUUACUACCUUAGAAUAUUUAAUUGCAGUUUCAUCGCUUUUCUAAACCUUUAUGUACAGUGACAGGAAAAUUCUUUUGGCUUGGUCAAAGAACCAAUUUAUAUUAAUUCUCUGGAGCUUCCACCAUCUCCAACAGGAUCCCAGCGCCAAGCACAUCUUUCCCUCCACCCCACUUUCUGCUUUCCACAGGCAUCGCUUCCUACGUGACUCCCUUAUCCAUUCGUUCCUCCCCACUGAUCUCCCUCCUGGCACUUAGCCUUGCAAACGGAACAAGUGCUACAACUGCCCUACACCUCCUACGAUUCAGGGCCCCAACAGUCCUUCCAGGUGAGGCGACACUUCACCUGUGAGUCUGUUGGGGUCAUCUACUGUGUCCAGUGCUCCCAGUGUGGCCUCUUGUAUUUCGGUGAUACCCGACAUAGAGUAGGAGACCACGUCACCGAUCACCAACGCUCCGUCCACCAGAGGAAGUGGGAUCUCCCAGCGGCCACCCAUUUUAAUUCCACUUCCCAUUCCCACUCCAGUAUGUCAAUCUACGGGCUCCUCUACUGUUGCGAUGAGGCCACGCUCAGGUUGGAGGAAUAAUACCUUGUAUUCCAUCUGGGUAGCCUCCAACCUGAUGGCAUGAACAUCAAUUUCUUGAACUUCUGGUGAGGGCCACCCCUUUCACCAUUCCCCAUUCCCUUUUCCCUCCCUCACCUUAUCUCCUUGCCUACCCAUCACCUCCCUCUGGUGCACCUCCCACCUUUUCUUUCUUCCAUGGCCUUCUGCCCUCCAUUAGAGUCACCCUUUUCCAGCUCUGUAUCUCUCACCAAUCAACUUCCCAGCUCUUUUCUUCACGCCUCCCCCUCUCGGUUUCACCUGUUGGUCCUCCCUCCCCCUCCCCCCCACCUUUUAAAUCUGCUCAUCUUUUUUUCUCCAGUCCUGCUGAAAGGCCUCAACCAGAAACGUCCUCUGUACUCUUCUCCAUAGAUGCUGCCUGGCCUGCUGAGUUCCUCCAGCAUCUUGUGUUGCUUCGAUUUCCAGCAUCUGCAGAUAUUUCUCCCGUUUGUGAUUACAUAAAUUAACACCAUUCUGGCUCCAAGGUCUGAAUUUUACGUCUCAAUCCCGUUCUGCUGCCUAGUGACAAUGGAAGUGGGGAGAAUGGAAAGAAGGAAUGCAUUCAUGUUUAAAUGCUGCCACAGUGCACAGGUUGAGACAGAUCAAUUUGACUUCUACUGUGCCAGACCAAGUGCAAAACUAGAAAAUGACCAUGCAUUUUCAGUCUGUACUUUUACAGAUUGUUUCUAAUUUUAAAGAUUAAAAAUAUUUGUCAAUCAAUUAUUUGAAAUUCUCCAUGCUGGUUGUGAAAAUGUCAGUCUAAAUCUAACAUUACUUUCUGUGUGUCUUAAGUGCAUGGGACCAAUGACAUGUCCGUAGCCCAAUCAGUAGUGGUUAUGUACCUUUUAGAUUAUCUGCAUUGGGAGUGCUUUUUGAUCUUAGAGCCAACUGAUUUAAACUUAAAUAUUAUCUGUCAUCUCAAUGAACUCAGUUAUUUCAAACACUUUCCUAAUUAUACUCAAAUACUCUAAAUACAUGCUGAAACAAAACUAGUUCCUGCUUGAGAAACUGAAGCUGAAGUGAAAUAGCAACUCAUUUUAUGUAGCUUAGCUUUUAGUACCAGGACAAAGUUCUCUGGCAAUUUGCUUUUAUUUGAGAAUUGGCACCAUGUUCUGACCACCUGUUUUGGACGCACAAAAGCUCCCGUUGUCCUAAAGCUUCUACUUUAAAAUUGUCCUCAAACUUAGAUCUCUUCAUGGUCUCAUGUUGUGUUCUCAGAACUCUACAAGAUUCCCUAUCUCCAUAAAGCUCUUUGUUCUAAUAACUGAUUAACACAACUUUAAAAAUUGAUGAUUUUACCAAUUGAUUACUUUUGUUUUUUAGUAAUUAAUGAAGCAACAGCACCUAUACGGAUAUCAAAUAUCCAUUGACUGAUUAAUUGUGGAACUCACAGUUACAGCCAAAUUAAAUCAAUCUCGGAUCUCCAUACAGUUCAAGAGAGACUAAUGUUUAAUAACAAAGUACAGGGACUUUUCAUAUCCCAGUUGUAUCUACUACCCAAAUAGAAGAAACCACACAGAAUAACACAGACUGGAAAUACAACUUGGAUCGUCUUGUUCCAAAUGACAGUUACUCAAUCAUUUUAAGUUUAGCAAUUGAUGAGGUUUUUGCUGUAUUUAAGGCAGCAAGUUCUUUAAAACAAUGGUAUUUAUUGCAACUUGUAAGGAACUUAGCCUUUUCAAGAACACGUCUAAACUCAUUUUCAAACCAACUUUAAGUAUUUGUUCAGUAUUUAACAAAUCUAUUUCUGUGUUCAGUGAAAUACCUUGCUCAUGUCGAAUUUGCAAAGUAAACAGUGUACAUGGUGAUAAUAAAUAAAACAAUGAAGACAAAGAUUGUAGUGCAUUCUGAAGGACUGUAAAACAAAAUGCACAAACCAGAUGUGUGAGAAGACGGAGAAUAAUUCAAGAUGUUCUAAUAUAGAUAUUUGCAUACUGUUACAGCUAAAUGUUUUAUUAGGGUCUCUUUUCUAGAGUAUUACUAAAGUAGUAAACUUGUUAAGAAUUAUUUCCAUUUAUUCAAACAAUUGUAUCGGCUGUUUUUGAUCAAAUGUUGCCUUGGCGAUGUUUUUUACUGAAGACAAAUAAAAACAUU